UUCUUAAGAUCGCAGGCCAAGACCCCGAUGACAUACCUCACCUCUGUCGUGACCCAUAGGCGAUUCUGUUGAGGACCUCGUCUUCCUUUUCUAAAGGAUGAUGCAGUAUAUAAGACGCGGCAGCUGGCCUCAGCCGGUAGCCAUCGUUUUCAAUAGACCGGGAAAUUGACCAGACUUGAGCACCAAACGCCGAAAGCAAGAAUCUUCACGUCUCACGAUGACGAUACUCAUUACUGGAUCGAAUGGCAAGACUGCGAGCGAGUUGACUUCCAUGUUGACGCCACAAUAUCCCGUGCUCAUUGCCACGCGUUCACCAGAUAAAGCAACGAAUCAUCCAAAUGUAAAAUUCGACUGGACAGACAGUACCACAUACAGCAACCCAUUCGAACACGAGCAGGCCAAGAACUCACCCAUAACCGCCGUGUAUCUUGUGGGUCUCGAAAGCGACAACCGCGGCGAGCUCCUCAUCUCCUUCGUCCACCUGGCAGUCUCCAAAGGCGUUCGUCGCUUCGUACUCCUCUCCUCAGCAGAAAUUGAAGAAGGUGGCCCACUAUUUGGACAAGCUCAUGGGGAACUACACAAACUCGGCGAUGAGGGAAAGCUCGAAUGGGCUGUCCUUCGCCCACAUUUCUUCAUGGAGAAUUUCAUCGAGCGAGGCUAUGGUGGAUACCAUUGGCAGACCAUAAUGGAACAAGGCAAGAUAUUCAGUGCUGCUGGAAAAGGCAAGAAACCGUACAUCAGCACGACAGAUAUCGCCGCCACGGCGUACAGAGCACUGGUCGAUGAGAAGCCACAUAAUGCCGAUUUGUAUAUCACCGGACCGGAGAGUCUCACAUAUGAUGAUAUCGCUGCCAUCUUCAGCGAAGUACUCGGAAGAAACAUCGAACACGUGAGCCUCACUGGUCACGAACUAGCCCAGACUCUAGUCAAAGUGGGCGGUGUUCCCGAGGACUUUGCAGCAAUGCUGGGCGAAAUCGAUGAGAAGGUUGCAAAAGGUCAUCAUUGGGAGAAGACAGAUGUGGUAGAAAGGGUGACUGGUCGACCAGCGCGGACCUUCAAGAACUUCGUAAUCGAGAACAAGAACUUAUUCGCACAGACAGCCUGAGCACGGCGCUGGAAUAAUCCAUGACUGGCAAAACGAUUGAUCAAGGGCCAAUACGGUUGUGCAAAAAAUUCAACAUGGUCAGUCACUACGACAAAAGUCAUUCGAGAUGAGCCAAAAAGGUCGACACCAGAAUCGAACUGAUAUCUCCGGAAAGGACUGAAGCGUCAGAAUCCGACGUGAUGGCCAUUACACUAGUCAACCCCAGCUGGGUGUUUGUUGGAGUAGGAGUGAAGGGAUUUUGUGACAAUAUGAGCGUUUGUGUGGGCCCUUUGGCCGAGGUUUUGCCGCUGCUACUUUGACCUCACUCACUGGACAAUAGUGAUGUUUGAAAACUCACAAGUCAACAAGAGCAUUCAUGCGCAUUGCUGCCAACAAUACUAGAGGUCGUCAAAAGAAUACGGAAAAUGAGCCAAAU
Cercospora beticola is the source of this 1520-nucleotide messenger RNA. RefSeq lists its product as uncharacterized. Lineage: Eukaryota; Fungi; Ascomycota; Dothideomycetes; Mycosphaerellales; Mycosphaerellaceae. The record is from RefSeq and is a predicted model, not a curated record.